ACAGUUCAGUUCAGUUCCACACACCUGGACACACACACAAGCACUGGGCUUAGGCGAUCGAAGUGUUUGUACUCUUUAGCUUCAAAUAGUUGUUCACUUCUGGAGCAAAUGGUCAUCUCUCUUUUCAGUCUUUUGACACUCAAAACAGUAUGGGAAAGAUUUGUCUAUCACUCCUAGUGGUCUCUCUUUUAGUGGACAAAUGGUUGACAAGUGGAGUGUUUGUCUCGCAUCAGUCUGCAACCAGUGUACUGAUGAGGCGCAAGAGGCACAACAGCGGCCACCUGGAGGAGAUGGUGCGGGACAACCUGGAGCGGGAGUGCAUAGAGGAGCGCUGCUCCUGGGAGGAGGCAAGGGAGGUGUUUGAGAACAACGAAAAAACGAUGGAAUUCUGGAAUGGUUACACUGAUGGAGAUCAGUGCGAGUCCUCCCCAUGUCAGAAUGGAGCGAGAUGUGAGGAUGGCCUGAGCUCCUAUGUGUGCUGGUGUGCCACUGGCUUUGGUGGAAAGAACUGUGAGAUACAGAUUGCUCGUCAGUGUGAUGUUGAAAAUGGCGGCUGCAUGCAGUUCUGCAUUGAAGAUAAAGUGCGGGGAGCCACAUGUGCUUGUGCCCCUGGGUACCGACGGACGACAGACAAGAGGUCCUGUGAACCCCUAAUACAAUACCCCUGUGGCCAACUCGGCAAAACCAUAAGGGACAAACUGUCUGGAAGAUCCCUCAUUGAUGCGGAAACAGUUAACCAACACGAGAUGUCUCUCAACAACACCCACGUUAAUAUGUCUGCUGAGAAUGCAGAGACGACUUCUGAGAACAACACCCUUAGCCUCACCAAUGCUACAGCCAGUCCAGUACCACCAGUGGUCAUCAACAGUACCCUGCAGCCAACCCCGGACGGUGGAAUUCCUACCUGGAAGUUCUAUCCAACCCUACCUACAAUCAAAGCAGACACGUCCAUAGAUGAGCGCAUAGUCGGCGGAAACGAGGCUACCAGAGGGGAGAUACCAUGGCAAGUUGCAAUAAUCAACAAAGCCACCAGUUUAGUGUUCUGUGGAGGGACACUUCUGAGUGAAAUCUGGGUCAUUACUGCAGCCCACUGUAUCGUACAGAGCAAGGGACCUUUCUUCAUCCGUCUUGGGGAGCAUGACGUACGACAGGAUGAGAAGAGUGAGAGUGAACAUGAGGUGGAUAAAAUCAUCCUUCACCCUCACUACGACCCCAAGAAGAGCCUCUACAACCACGACAUUGCCAUCCUGCACCUCUCCACCCCCGUCACUUUCUCCGACUACAUCAUCCCCGUCUGCCUGGGCCCCAAAGGCUUCACGGAGUUCCUCCUGAGGAACGCCGCCACAGCGCUGGUGAGCGGCUGGGGAAGGAUGCGCUACAACGGCCGCGAAUCCACCACACUGCAGAAGGUGGAGGUGCCCUACGUGGACCGGACCGAGUGCAAGGGCAGCAGCAGCGACCACGUGUCCCGCUUUAUGUUCUGCGCCGGCUACAGCACCGUCCAGAAGGACGCCUGCCAGGGAGACAGCGGGGGACCCCACGUCUCACAGUACAAAAACACCUGGUUCCUCACGGGCAUCGUCAGCUGGGGAGAGGAGUGCGCCAAGGAGGGCAAAUAUGGCAUCUACACGCGUGUUUCCAAGUACUUCCACUGGAUUUCCAAUGUCACAGGCUUGACCUCCUCCACAAACUGACCAAAGACCCAAAGCUGAAUUAAGACAGUCCAAACGAGGAAUGGGAAAUGUCAUAUGUUAUCUCAGUCUGUACAUGCAGUGACACCACUCUACUUCUGAGAUUCAAAGUGAGUUUCAGUUGACCAAAGAAAUGUGCUGUGUCUUCAGGUAAACAAUAUGCAGGGUCAAAGUUGAAAAUGAAAUAUGCAUUGAAAAUAAUUGUCAUUUUCUACCCAAGCAUUCCUUAAAGACUGAUGAUAUUUAUUUAAUUAAAAAAUAAUUCAAUCAAGAGAAAAAAAAUAAAGAAAAAUCCUCUA
Messenger RNA from Clupea harengus (Atlantic herring), 1990 nucleotides. RefSeq names its product coagulation factor IXb (gene f9b). NCBI's taxonomy places the organism in Eukaryota, Metazoa, Chordata, Actinopteri, Clupeiformes, Clupeidae. The record is from RefSeq and is a predicted model, not a curated record. Gene Ontology annotation, molecular function: serine-type endopeptidase activity; calcium ion binding. Gene Ontology annotation, biological process: proteolysis; blood coagulation. Gene Ontology annotation, cellular component: extracellular region.